This is a messenger RNA of Rhododendron vialii, 381 nucleotides long. RefSeq lists its product as uncharacterized. NCBI's taxonomy places the organism in Eukaryota, Viridiplantae, Streptophyta, Magnoliopsida, Ericales, Ericaceae. The record is from RefSeq and is a predicted model, not a curated record. The transcript has a single exon. The coding region runs from base 1 to 381 and encodes 126 amino acids.
AUGUUGGGUUGUAAACCUGCAGAUUCUCCUAUUGAGCUAAAUCAUCACUUGAGUGGAGAUAUGGGCGAACGUACUGAUAAGGAGAGGUAUCAGCGACUUGUUGGGCGACUGAUAUAUUUAGCUCACACCCGACCGGACAUUACCUAUGCAGUGGGUGUAGUUAGCCAGUUUAUGCACGAUCCUCGUAUUUCACACCUGGAUGCAGUUUAUCGUAUUUUGAGGUAUCUCAAAUCAGCUCCAGGAAGAGGAAUUCUGUUCUCUAAUCAUGGUCAUUUGCGGUUGGAGGCUUUUACUGAUGCUGAUUGGGCUGGUUCUGUGGAUGAUAGACGCUCUACCUCUGGCUAUUGUACCUUUAUUGGAGGGAAUUUGGUUACUUGGUGA